CUCUGUUCAAUGUUCAUUGGAGACUCACGGAUCUUGUCACACACGUGCAAUUCGCCGGUCUCACAUUUCUUGUGUAAUAUUUUCAAUUCCAGUUUAAAAUGAUGCAAAAUAUUACUAGUUACCUAGUUCGAGCUUCGUCUCAAUCAACCUUCACCCAGCUGAGAUUUCAAGGUCUUCGCUCAUUGUACACUGCUGAAGCGCUAGGUUUGGAUGGAUAUGCAACAUCCAGAAGCAAGACUGCAGUGAAUUUUCAUGGUACCCAGAUGAAAGAAAAAUUUCGUACACGAAUGCAAGAGUUUGUUGGUUCCAGUUCAUCCAACCUUAUUUUCACUGAUGAUUUGAAAACCAUGGUUAAUUUGGCAGAAAAUACCCCAGAAGACAUUAAAUUACUCGAACAAAUGAUUGAAAAGUUUCAUUCUCAGAGCACUGGUUUAAGGUUUGGAACAUUUGUCUUUGGCCCAGUCAUUAUGAGAUUCCUUUAUUCAAUUAAUGAGACAAAGGCACUAUUGUCAUUAUUGAGGAAUCCUAAAACUGUUACAUUGUUUGACCAAUUUAUAAGCUAUCAAAUAGCUAUGGAUCUACUAUUGGAGAAUAAAAUGUACAAAGAAGUACUGGAAGUAUUUGAUAUUGCCCAAAAACGCAAUAUCCAGGAUAACCAGUAUCCUAAAAACUGCUUCAUUAUUGUUAUGGCAGCUCUUUGUAGACAGAAUACGCCAGAAAGCUACCAAGAAAUGAAAACACUUUUAACCAAAGCUAGUAGUUUCGGCCAUAUUCCAAUGAGAAGAGCCUUAACUUACGCGGCGUCCUUGGCGUUGAAGCAAAAUGAUCCUAAAUUUUGUAUGGAACUGCUCUCAGAAUGCAAACAACAAAACUAUGUCACAGUUCGCAAUUUGAAAGCAGUGGCCUUGGCCAAACUGGAUCGAUUUGACGAUUGUGUUGCAGUUUUAAGAGCAGCUUUGGAAUACGACAGGCCAGCUGGAGUAGAAUUCCGCAAACGAAACUUCUUUAAAGACGUUAUUGACACAAUCGAUCAAGAGAUAAAGGGAACUGCCAGUAAAGACGUACAGCUCGAGUAUGACCGUGUUGUUAAGACAUUAAAAGACAGAGACAUGAUUGAAGAUCAGAUAUUAGAUUCGAUUCUAGAUCAUCCCAUCGACAGAGUGGAUCCACGAGAACGUGAUAAUUGGGGCAGCAACGAUCGUAACUUUGUCGAUCGUGGCAUGGUCAAAAGGAACUUCAAUAAGGACAACCAAUAUGAAAGAAACGCUCGCCCAUUAUAUCCUCCACGAAGACCUGGAUUGAACGAAAUGGAAUAAUUCUUUUCUAGCUAUGUAGGAAAUGUGUACUAAUCGUCUGAAUGAUGAAAAUAGAUAAUCCGUUCUAGUUA
Daphnia pulicaria is the source of this 1387-nucleotide messenger RNA. RefSeq names its product pentatricopeptide repeat-containing protein 2, mitochondrial-like. Gene Ontology annotation, molecular function: RNA binding; protein binding. The record is from RefSeq and is a predicted model, not a curated record. Gene Ontology annotation, cellular component: mitochondrion. Bases 99 to 1316 code for a protein of 405 amino acids. Gene Ontology annotation, biological process: regulation of mRNA processing; multicellular organism development; mitochondrion organization. The transcript is spliced from 6 exons. Lineage: Eukaryota; Metazoa; Arthropoda; Branchiopoda; Diplostraca; Daphniidae.